AUGGAUUCAAUGAGAGGUGAUCUGAUUCGGGGUUUGGAAGCUAGUCUCCCGACGUCUUUCGAUAGAGAAAGGUUUUUUGCAUCACUUGUCAGUGGGGACAUCGAUGGAGCCGAGGAAUAUCUUUCUGAUUUCACCAAACUCGACUCAAAUUAUUACUCAAACCUCAUGUUCUACCUUGUUAAGAGGCAGAGAUACUUCAAGCUUCUUGUCGAAGGCGACACCUGGAAAGCAGGAUUUUCGCUGAUCUCCCGCCGACCUUAUGGGAUGAUGCAUAUAUCAAUACCAGAAACGGAGGAGUUUAUGGGUCGUGAUAUCCGCCGCAUUGUAGAUGCAGGCCUUAGGGAAUUAGAGAAGGCUAAAGAAAACGGUUACACUUUUGAUAUUCUUUCGGUUGCAAAUUCUUACACGGAUGAGAUGUUUACUAUGAUGAAUCAAUUCAUUACCAUGAAUCCAGAUCUGCAGAAGAAAGAAGACAUAUCUUCUCAAAUGCACAAGUUACAUUUACAUGACAACCAGACAACCAUGCUUGGUGUGGCCGGACCAGCAGCUGUAGCCUUUAACGGUGGAGAAAUGAAUAAGGACAACUGA
This is a messenger RNA of Eruca vesicaria subsp. sativa (arugula), 588 nucleotides long. NCBI's taxonomy places the organism in Eukaryota, Viridiplantae, Streptophyta, Magnoliopsida, Brassicales, Brassicaceae. The record is from the annotation of a GenBank genome assembly.